AUGGCUUCCGCACUGAGCUAUGUCAACAAGUUCAAGUCCUUCGUGAUCUUGUUCGGCACCCCGAUCCUGCUGCUGCCGCUCAUCAUCGUGGUGCCCACCAAGACUGCCAGGUGUGCCUACGCCAUCAUCAUCAUGGCCAUUUACUGGUGCACGGAAGUCAUCCCUCUGGCCGUCACUGCCCUCUUGCCUGUCUUGCUUUUCCCACUCCUCAAGGUUCUGGACUCCAAGAAGGUGUGUAUCCAGUACAUGAAGGACACUAACAUGCUGUUCGUGGGAGGCCUCAUCGUGGCUGUGGCCGUGCAGCGCUGGAACCUGCACAAGAGAAUCGCUCUGCGAAUACUCCUCUGGUUGGGGACCAAUCCUGCACGGCUGAUGCUGGGCUUCAUGGGCGCCACCGCCUUCCUCUCCAUGUGGAUCAGCAACACAGCCACCACAGCCAUGAUGAUGCCCAUUGUGGAGGCCGUGCUGCAGCAGAUGCAGGACGACAGGAGCAAAGUCAAAAAAGGCAGCAAAGGCAACAUGGGGUCCAUGCAGCCUUCAGCAAAAAGCACUUCUGGUGAGCCAUCAGGGAGCCAAGUGAUUUCUGAAGGCGCUGCUAUGGAGCCGCAGGAGAAUCGUGCCUGGAAGAGCAUGUGCAAGGCCAUGACACUGUGCGUGUGCUACUCGGCCAGCAUCGGAGGCACUGCCACCCUGACCGGGACAGGACCCAACGUGGUGCUCUUGGGCCAGAUGCAGACAUUAUUUCCUGAUAGCAAAGACAUCGUGAACUUUGCUUCCUGGUUUGAAUUUGCCUUCCCAAACAUGGUGAUCAUGCUGCUGCUUGCCUGGUUGUGGCUCAGGUGUAUGUUUUUGAGGUUCAGUUCUAAAAAGGGCUUCAGUAAGGAGAAAAGGGUUAGUGAGAAGGCCACGUAUGAGAUACUGAAGGAGGAAUACAGGAAUCUGGGACCCUUCUCCUUCGCCGAGGUCAACAUCACGCUCUGUUUCUUCCUGCUGGUCUUCCUGUGGUUCUCCCGGGACCCUGGCUUCAUACCCGGCUGGGCGUCGAUCACCUGGGUGGAGGGCAAGACAAAGUAUGUCACCGACGCCACUGUGGCCAUCUUUGUGGCUUUGUUGCUAUUCAUUGUGCCUUCACGGAAGCCCAAGUUCAACUUCUCCAGCCAGACUGAGGAAGAAUGGAAGGCUCCAUUUUAUCCACCUGCACUGCUGGAGUGGAAGGCGACCCAGGAGAAAAUUCCCUGGGGCAUUGUGCUGCUUCUGGGCGGCGGAUUUGCUCUGGCUGAAGGAUGCGAGGUCUCAGGGCUGUCUGAAUGGAUGGGGAAGCAGAUGGAGCCCUUGCAGGUUCUGCCCCCAGCAGCCAUCUCGUUGGUCUUGUCCGUGCUCAUUGCUGUGUUCACGGAGUGUACAAGCAACGUGGCCAUUGCCAGCCUCUUCCUGCCCAUCUUUGCCUCCAUGGCACGCACCAUUGGCCUCAACCCGCUGUACGUCAUGAUCCCCUGCACCCUGAGUUCAUCCUUUGCCUUCAUGUUGCCUGUGGCCACCCCACCUAACGCCAUCGUGCUUGCCUACGGACACCUCAAGGUUUCUGACAUGGUGAAAGCAGGACUAAUGAUGAACAUAAUUGGAAUCAUCUGUGCGUUUGUGGCGAUCAACACCUGGGGACGGAUCAUAUUUGACCUGGACAAUUUUCCUCCCUGGGCUGCCAUCUAG
This is a messenger RNA of Pipistrellus nathusii (Nathusius's pipistrelle), 1707 nucleotides long. NCBI's taxonomy places the organism in Eukaryota, Metazoa, Chordata, Mammalia, Chiroptera, Vespertilionidae. The record is from the annotation of a GenBank genome assembly.